This is a messenger RNA of Thlaspi arvense, 2893 nucleotides long. NCBI's taxonomy places the organism in Eukaryota, Viridiplantae, Streptophyta, Magnoliopsida, Brassicales, Brassicaceae. The record is from the annotation of a GenBank genome assembly.
CGCCAUUGUUAACUUUUUCUCCUUCCUUUCCAUCUUCCUAAUUUUUUUCAUUUUUUACUGCCAAAAUAAAAGUUUAAAGAAACAGAAUAUAGGAGAAAUCUCUCUCCGUGUGUGUAUUAUAGGAAAACAUAUAUACAUAUGCGUGGGUAUGCUUCUUGGGAUGAUCGACAUGCAACGAUGAAAUCAUCAUCGAUUUUCCGGGAAAAUCCAGAGAAAACAGAGAGAUGGAUGGUUACGAACAUGUGGAGAUUAACGCCAUUACUCGUGUCUUCUCUCUGUAUAACUAUCUUCUUCACCGUCGUCUACCAUCAGAAUCCUUUUAAAUCCAUUUCCGAUCGAAAUUUUCUUUCCCUCCAACCUCAAAUCGAUCCUGAAUGUGAUUUGUUCAAGGGACAUUGGGUUCGAGACAAAAGAGGAUCUUUGUACACGAACUCAAGCUGUUCUACGAUUCCUGACUCGAAGAACUGCUUUAAACAUGGGAGACAAGACAGAGAUUUCUUGUUCUGGAGAUGGAAACCCGACGGCUGCGAUCUUCCGAGGUUUAACCCGAAGGCAUUUCUCGGUCUGGUUCGAGGCAAGAAGAUGAAUUUUAUUGGUGAUUCUGUAGCAAGGAACCACAUGGAAUCUCUUCUUUGCUUGUUGUCAACGGAAGAAACUCCUAAGGAUAUCUACACAGACGGAGAAGACAGAAACAGGAUUUGGUACUUUCCAAACCACGACUUCACUCUAUCGACCUCUUGGACUAAGUUUCUUGUAUCGGAACAAGAGAGGGUUGACGGUAACAAGAAGGGAACCGGAGUGUUUGAUUUAGAUAUUGGCAAGAUCGAUGAGAAGUGGUUUAAGGAUCUGCCAAAUACAGACAUUGCUAUUGUCUCGGCUGCUCAUUGGUUCUUCAGACCAAUAUUCAUACACAGAGGAGACGAGACAGUUGGUUGCAUCUACUGUAACUCACCGAACAUGACGCAAAUCACCCCAGAAGAAGGGUUUAAGCUUGUUUACUCUGCGCUCUUUAAGCACAUCUUGGAGUGUGAGAAGUGCAAAGAAGAUCUAGUGACGGUCCUGAGGACUAUUUCGCCUGCCCAUUUCGAGAACGGGACUUGGGAUACGGGAGGAGCGUGCAGCAGGACGAACCCAUUCGGAGAAAGCCAGAUCGACCUGCAGAGCAACGAGAUGAAGAUCAGGACAGCUCAGAUAAAACAGCUUGAAGGUGUAACAAAAAGACACAAAAAGGCAAAGCAGUUUGCGGUUUUGGAUGUGACUAAGGUUAUGCUGAUGAGACCAGAUGGGCAUCCGAAUGGGAACUGGGGAAAUAAAUGGAUGAAAGGUUACAAUGAUUGCGUCCACUGGUGCUUGCCCGGUCCUGUUGAUGCGUGGAGCGAGUUCCUAAUGGCGAUUAUUAGACGAUUCAGUUGAGAUUAAUUUUUUGUGGAUAAACAAACACACACAAAUUCAAAACAUUCUUUUUUAUAAUCAUUCCUUAUGAAUAAGUAUCACACAGAUGUGGCUUUUUACUGCGGCUUGCAAAGAGAUUAUACAAUACUCAUAAGACUUUUGCUUACCUCAUAGACUUGGCCCUAGAUUUUCUGCAGAGAGUACUGAUUCAUGUAUUCACCCGAGUUCUUCGCCUUUAAAAUCUGCAAGAUAUUAAUAGAGAAAUGGCUUCGAGCGAUGUGUAUUCAUGCAAAGACAUGAAACACAAAUGAAGAAUCUCAAAAUCAAUGAUAUAACAUUGGUUUAGCUAAAACCCUCAUAAAGUAGAUGUAACAGAAACACCUAUAACAUAUGGAGAAGUUCUGCAGAACAAAAUAGAAUCAAUCUUCUACAGGAGACUUGAUCCGGCACAAUUCGAAUCAGAAACAUAUAAAUAAGUACAUUGCUUCUGUGUACUGUUACAUCAAGAGUAACUUUACACUCCAGCAACUACAAGAUCGAUCUGAGAUAGAAAACUUUCUCAUCCAAGAAAACAAGCUUUAUAAAUAGCAAUUCUCCAAACUCUUCCUCAGGAAUCCAUUGUUUCAACAGUUUUAACAUUCAUACUCUUCUACUAUGGGAAUUACAUAAACCCAAUAAGCUAAAAUCAUCAAACCAAAAACAUUUAGAAACAAAAUGAUAUCAAGAUUCCAAAUUGUUACCAAGAGCAAAAGAGAAGACUUCACGAACCGGAGAAAACUCAACGAGACCAACAUCCAUGGCGUAACCAUUCACCGGAAACUUCAAAUCCCUCAAAACCGAGAAAGCCUCAGCCAUGCGAGACCUUGGCACCUCAAGAGCCACGGGACAGAACGGGACCCACGAAUCGGGACGAUAUUCCUCGCCGAUCUCAACACCUUCUUUCUUCAACGCGUCGCAUAGCUGAACCUGAAGCUGGAGAAGCGAGAGCGACGGUGUCGGCGAAAAGAACAGUACGUUGUUGUCGCUGCAGAAGCUCCCGAUUGAAGAGAAAGAGAUCGAGAGAGGCUCCUGCCUCGACGCGAAGGUUUUGAUGAUGGGUUCGAGCUUCGUGGAGUCGACGAAGGCGGUGGAGAAUAGGGUUAUGUGUGGGCGAGACUCGGUGUUGAUCAGUUUCGUGCUGAUUUGACGGCGAGCGAAGACGUUCCACGCUUUCAAGACUUGGUUCUCGAGCGCUGGGUCGAAGUAGAGCUCGAUCGCGUAGCCUUUCGACAUUUGAUUUCGUGGAAAAAAUCGAAGAUUCGAGGGAAAAUUUGAGAAAGGGGAACACAGAGAAUCUGAGACGGAGAUUUGGUCAGAGAGAAACCUUGGAGAGAUUGAGAAGAAAGAAGAGAGAUCGGGAGUGAUAGUGAUGCUUUGAUUGACAGCGAGAAAACGAAGAAAAGGGGAAACUUUUUUGCGGGCUGGAUCGAAAGGGGAAGAUGAUGAGAUUGAGUAAUUGAAU